Knipowitschia caucasica is the source of this 2172-nucleotide messenger RNA. The record is from the annotation of a GenBank genome assembly. Lineage: Eukaryota; Metazoa; Chordata; Actinopteri; Gobiiformes; Gobiidae.
AUGUGUGAGUGGACGAGCGCCGGGGUCACUGUGCUCCUGCUGAUCUGCAGCUUCACACAGUUCUCAGCAGAAGCCAGCCCGGAGGUGAAUGAGUCCCAGCAGCUGCCCACACACGUGUACCAUGACAUGGGUCUGACCAGGAACAAGAUCGUCACGGCUCAGUUCGAGUGUUACCAAAAGAUCCUCAAGGACUCUGCAUCGGACCGAGCCGACUCUCUGUGUAACAGGACCUGGGAUGGCUGGUUGUGUUGGGAGGACACUCGAGCCGGACACACCGCGGAGCAGCACUGUCCAGACUACUUCCAGGACUUCGAUCCAUCUGAGAUGGUGUCUAAGAUCUGCACUGACAGUGGGCAGUGGUUCCUUCAUCCCGAGAGCAACAGAACGUGGACCAACUACACACGCUGCAACGAGCACACCUCAGAAGGACGUGUGACGGCGAUGAACCUGUUCUACUUGGCUCUGAUCGGACACGGCCUGUCGCUCUCUUCACUGUUUGUUUCACUGGGGAUUUUCUUCCACUUCAAGAGUCUCAGUUGUCAGAGGAUCACUCUUCACAAAAACCUUUUCUUCUCGUUUGUGUUGAACUCUGUGAUCACCAUCGUCUGGCUCACUGCAGUGGCCAACAACCAGGAGCUGGUGCAGAGGAACCCGACCAGCUGUAAGGUCUCCCAGUUCAUCCACUUGUACCUGUUCGGCUGUAACUACUUCUGGAUGUUGUGUGAAGGAAUCUACCUCCACACUCUCAUCGUUGUCGCGGUGUUCGCCGAGAAGCAGCACCUGCUCUGGUACUACCUGCUGGGCUGGGGUGAGUACAGGUACCACUGUGGGGAGUACAGGUACGACUGUGGGCUGGGUGAGUACAGGUACUACCUGCUGGGCUGGGGUACGACUGUGGGCUGGGGUGAGUACAGGUACAACUGGGGAGUACAGGUACUACUGUGGGCUGGGGUGAGUACAGGUACGACUGUGGGCUGGGGGGAGUACAGGUACGACUGUGGGCUGGGGGGAGUACAGGUACGACUGGUGAGUACAGGUACUACUGUGGGCUGGGGGAAGUACAGGUACUACUGUGGGAUGGGGGGAGUACAGGUACGACUGUGGGCUGGGGGGAGUACAGGUACGACUGUGGGCUGGGGUGAGUACAGGUACAACUGGGGAGUACAGGUACUACUGUGGGCUGGGGUGAGUACAGGUACGACUGUGGGCUGGGGGGAGUACAGGUACGACUGUGGGCUGGGGGGAGUACAGGUACGACUGGUGAGUACAGGUACUACUGUGGGCUGGGGGAAGUACAGGUACUACUGUGGGAUGGGGGGAGUACAGGUACGACUGUGGGCUGGGGGGAGUACAGGUACGACUGUGGGCUGGGGGGAGUACAGGUACUACCUGCUGGGCUGGGGUGAGUACAGGUACCACUGUGGGCUGGGGGGAGUACAGGUACCACUGUGGGCUGGGGGGAGUACAGGUACGACUGUGGGCUGGGGUGAGUACAGGUACAACUGGGGAGUACAGGUACUACUGUGGGCUGGGGUGAGUACAGGUACGACUGUGGGCUGGGGUUUCCCGCUCAUUCCAGCUCUGAUCCACGCUGUCGCCAGGAGUUACUACUACAACGACAAUUGUUGGAUCAGCUCCAAGACGUCUCUGCUCUACAUCAUCCACGGACCCAUCUGCGCCGCCCUGCUGGUGAACCUGUUCUUCCUGCUGAACAUAGUGAGGGUGUUGAUAACGAAGCUGAAGGUGACGCACCAGGCGGAGUCCUCUCUCUACAUGAAGGCAGUGAGGGCCACUCUCAUCCUGGUCCCUCUCCUCGGGAUCCAGUACGUUCUGCUCCCGUACAAACCAGAGGGGCGCGUCUCCUCCGAGGUCUACGACUACAUCAUGCACAUCCUCAUGCACUACCAGGGUCUCCUUGUUGCAACUAUCUUCUGCUUUUUCAACGGAGAGGUCCAGGCCGUGCUGCGCAGACACUGGAGUCAGUACCAGUUGCAGUUCUCCAGUGUAGGUCUUCACUCCGACGCCCUGCGCUCGGCGUCCUACACAGCGUCCUCCAUCACCGAGGUGCAGACCACGGACACCCACAGCUACUGCCUGGAGCCCACUCCCUCUGAGCUCAACGGGAAGACCUGCCCCCAGGACCUGCUUCGAACCGAGGGGGCCUUCAACUGA